Molecule: messenger RNA, 6812 nt
Organism: Pieris napi
Lineage: Eukaryota; Metazoa; Arthropoda; Insecta; Lepidoptera; Pieridae
Gene: if
Product: integrin alpha-PS2
Exons: 27
Coding region: 166-4611 (1481 amino acids)
Biological process (GO): cell-matrix adhesion; cell-cell adhesion; integrin-mediated signaling pathway
Cellular component (GO): external side of plasma membrane; integrin complex
Molecular function (GO): integrin binding
Source: RefSeq, a predicted model, not a curated record
GACGAAGUACGAACGCCGUCAGUUAAAACCUAUUCGCCGCGGGGAGCGUACGUCGCAAAGCCGCAAAGUUACGAACGUAAACUCGAAACGAAACAUGAGGACGAAUUAUAUAAUUUUAUUUAAAUAAGUGUCUGUGUUGUGUUGUGACUUGGUGUUUAAUUAACGAUGGCCUUGCUUUUGUGUGUUUUUAUUUGUGCUCUGGCCGGGGCCAUGGGGUUCAAUGUGGACAUCCCAUCCAGGGUAGUAUACACAGGAAACUAUAAGUCCAUGUUUGGUUUUACUGUUCAAUCUCACGUGGAUGGCGAUAGAAAAAUGAUCCUAGUGGGUGCCCCAGAAGACGAGCCCUACCAAGUGAAUGGUGUGAAGCGGCCUGGUGCAGUAUACCGCUGUGAACCUACCAGCCGAGCCUUCGCUUCAGAAGAUCUCGCUAAUCCCUUGGAGCGAUGCAGAUUGAUGGAGUUUGACAAGAACAGAAAUAACAACGUGGACAGUGCCCAUCGACAGAUAGAUCAGAAAUCUAAUCAAUGGUUUGGAGCGAGCCUUACGAGUACAGGCAGAAAUGGGCCUAUUGUGGCAUGUGCCCCGCGGUAUGUCUCAUUCGUGAAUGCUAAGUUGAACCAGCGAGAUCCCGUGGGAUCGUGCUUCGUGGCCAAAACACCAGACGCUAUUGAUGUCAAUGAAUUCUCUCCAUGUCGUAAUUCGAGCCAUGGACAACGGAAGACUGGAGUGUGCCAGGCCGGUUUUUCUGCGGCAGUAUCAAAGGAUGGGCAAAGACUCUUUAUGGGUGCGCCUGGCAGUUUCUACUGGCAAGGACGAACAAUAUCCAUUGAUCCUAGCGCAAGAUUCAACUACUAUAUGCCGAAGGAAGGACAACUGAAAGUGCAAACGUUGAACCAGAGGCCGGUUUUGAUUUCUACGCCAGAAGCUAGCCCCAAGUAUGAUGACUCCUACAUGGGUUACUCAGUCACGGUGGGAGAUUUCGCUGGUCAAGGAAUCCAGGGUGUUGCUGUUGGGGUACCGCGAGGUUCGGAGUUGAGGGGAUUGGUCGUGCUUUAUACCUGGGAACUCCAGAAUAUCAAGAACAUAAGUGGCUCUCAAAUCGGAGCCUACUUUGGGUACAGUCUCGCCAGUGGCGAUAUUGAUGGUGAUGGGGCAGAUGACAUCAUAGUUGGGGCUCCCAUGUUCACCAAGCCUAGAAGUGGGGGUUAUGAGCAUGGACGAGUGUAUGUCAUCUACCAGGGAAAGAAUAGAUCCUUCUCCAAGAAUCACGCCAGAACUGGUGAAGUAUCCCGCGGAAGGUUCGGUUUGGCUGUUACUUCUCUUGGCGACAUCAAUUAUGACGGUUUUGGAGAUAUAGCCGUAGGCGCACCAUACGGUGGUGAAAACGGCCGUGGUGUUGUCUUCAUCUACCAUGGCAGUGAACUCGGUAUUGGAGAGAAGCACUCGCAGGCCAUCACAGCUGAGGAGAUCAGCCCCAGUCUUUCCACGUUUGGUUUCUCAUUGUCAGGAGGAGUAGAUUUGGACAAUAACAAUUACACUGAUCUCGCCGUGGGCGCGUAUAAGUCGGAUAGUGUUGUAUUCUUGAAAUCUCGUCCAGUUGUGAAAGUUAUGGCUGACGUCAAAUUCAUGGGAGACAGCAAAUUGAUAUCUCUUACUGACAAGAGGUGUCGUCUCUCCAAUGGCACUGAAGUUGCGUGUGCGCAGCUUAUGUUCUGUCUUACUUAUGACGGCGUCAACGUUGAUCAGCAAAUAAACUUCGAAGUAACGUUAGAUCUAGACUCCCGCCAAAAGACCAGCAAGCGAUUAUUCUUGAUGGAGAGCAGACAAACCGUGUACAAGACUCACAUUCUUCUUACUCAGGGGCAGCAAGAGUGUAAGGAGGUUAUGGUGUACCUUGAUGAGGAAGUUCGCGACAAGCUCACCCCAAUAGAAGUAAAGCUAAGCUAUGAGCUGGUCAACCAGCCAUCAGGAAACGUGGUGCCUCCAGUCCUUGACCACACUAAGAGCAUAGAACACACUGACUCGCUUAAUAUACAGAAGAACUGUGGACCUGAUAACGUGUGUAUACCUGACCUUAGGAUGUAUGUCACAACGCCAAUAGUAAACUACGUGUUAGGGUCAGGCGAGGAUGUCCACAUCGAUGUGAAGGUAGAGAAUGGAGCUGAAGAUGCCUUUGAAGCUGCAUACUUCCUGAAAGUGCCUGCUGGAGUCACUUACUCUAGGAUGGAACGACUUGACAAAGACCUUUCUGACGCACCGCCAAUAUAUUGUUCUAUGAAGAAGAAGGGCAAUGAUGGAAACAGUACCCUCAAAUGUGAUUUGGGCAACCCUAUGGCCACUGGACAAAGCGUAAACUUCCGAGUGAUUCUCGAAGUGGAUUCCCGCGUGACGACCCUCAACUUUGACAUGGAGACCAACUCAACUAACCCGGAACAAGGCACGCAGUAUGACAACGUGCGACAUCUACCGAUCGGAGUCGUAGUCAAGGCUGCCCUUUCUAUUAUUGGCACAUCAGACCCUCCAGAAUUACACUACAACGCAUCGCUAUAUGAAUCACAAAACUUGAAGGAUGAUACGAAGUUGGGACCGCAAGUAAUCCACAAGUACAAUAUCAAGAACGAGGGACCUUUCACAGUAGAUGAAGCCGAAUUAUACAUAAUGUGGCCCUACCAGACCCUAACUGGCGAGAACCUUCUAUAUAUGUUAGUUCAACCACAAUGGGUCGGUGACAUGGUCUGUGACGUCGCAAGGCAUGUGAACCCUGAGAAUCUAUUUGUGCAAAAUCCCUAUGCCUUUUUGCUUACGAAGGAGAAUGAAGCUAUGAUGAGCAGCGAGUUCUACUCGGCUUCACAAGUUGGUGGUACCGGAACUUACUAUGGACAAAAAUACUGGGAACAAUUCGCAAGUCAGGGUGGCGGUCAACAAGGAGGUCAGGUCACUGGUGACCAAUUUAGUCAAAGUGGGGGACAUGUUAGUCAAAGUGGAGGACAAUUUAGUAAAAAUGGAGGACAAUUUAGUCAAGGGGGCUCCCAACAUAGCCAAACGCACUUUAGUCAAUCAGGUGUUCAAAAUGGCGGUCAAUACCAAGGCGGAAGAGUUUCAGGCGGACAAUAUAGCACUAGCCAUUCAUCAGGUGGUCAAUCUGGAAGCCAAUUCAGCACAAACCAUGCAACUGGCGGUCAAGUCUCCGGACAAGGUACAUACAACCGCACCUGGACUGAAGAAAACCUCUCGGAAGAAGAAAAGGAAGCUAUUAGGAAAAACCUUGAAGCCAUAUCCAGAACACCUGGUCAAACAGGCAGAGGUAACAGCGAAGGCGCGGUAUAUCUAGGCGAAGGAAGAUAUAGAGACAGCGCUGGUCGAAUCUUCAGAUAUGGCGAGGGUGAGAGCCAAGGACAAAACGGCUACGAAAGAAGAGUGUACAUAAGCGGACAGCCAUUUGAAGCGGGUUACGAAAAUGACGGACGCAUCGUGCGAGUGAAAAAUAAGACUAUAAUCUAUGACUCGAACCAUAAUAUAGUUUCUCAGACGGAGACGAGCACAGAGUAUGGAUCCCUCGGCCAUGAAGGAGAAGCUGGAAGUUCUUUUAAUUCAUACCUCAACAAACAGGGCAGUCAGGGAAGCCGGUCUAGUGCUGGUGGAUUCGUGCAUGGAGCCUGGUCUACUACAGAAACCAUUAACCCAGAGAUCAUGAAUACUGGAUCAGCCAUCAGGGGAGGCUCUGAUGUUACUGUCGUUGGAGAUGAAGACGAAGACAGACUUGAAGGUUUUGGAGUAUAUGCCGCCCAAAACAGUAACAACGAAUUCAAGGUGGGAAUGGCCGACGUCACUGGCGCUGUCAACUCCCGCCAAAGCGAGAACUACCGAGGCCAGGGAUACAACUCUGGGCAGAGUUCCCAGGGAUUCCAGGGUCAAAGCGGCCAGGGAUACCAGAGCCAAGGGAGAGGAAUCCAGGGAGGACAAGGAUACCAGACAGGAUACCAAAGUGGAAGUUACCAGAGCGGCUCCCAGGGAACUGCUGGUGGAGCACAUGCAUCCAGUGGUGGAUAUUCUUAUUCACGAUCAGGUGGCCACUCAUAUUCCUCUUCGGGUGGUAGCUUCAGCUCAUCUUCAGAACAAAGACACGAGAGCACCCGGCGCCGAAGACAAGAUGAGGUGGACCCCCAAUUAAUGGAGAUGCUGAAGCGAUGUGAAGAGAAGUACAAGUGUUCAGUAGUACGGUGUCGUACAGGACGUCUUCUGAAGGGACAGGAAGUGUGGCUGGCACUGCGUGCGCGCAUCAACGCUACUGUUCUCAAUGAGAUAUCAAAGGAACAACCCGUAAAACUGUCAACCCUAACGGCGACCCGUGUAUCCCGACUGCCCAUGGUCGGUCGGCCAUUAGACCAGGGUUGGCAAACAGGAGAAGCUCAUACUAUGGUCACACCACAGUUGGAAGCCCUUUCCAGUGGUUCAAUACCAUUGUGGGUCAUCAUAUUAGCUGCUGUUGUAGGGGCAUUACUGCUGUUGCUGCUUAUCUUCGCUCUUUACAAAUGCGGCUUCUUCAAACGCAACCGCCCCUCUGACCACACCGAGCGACAGCCGUUAAACGGUCGCGACGAACAUCUCUGAUAUCCGCCUCUCAGCGAUACCGCGGAUUCCCGCGACACCGCUGACACUCGCACCAGCGACACUGACUCACCGCGAUACAGCUCCUCGACGGACGCGGCAAGUGACGUCACAAGUCAUGACUCCUCCAGUAUUGAACGCUACUGAUAAUUUUUUUACAAGUUCUAAAUUUCGCGGCACAAAUAAUUACUAGUACUGUAGUAAGCACGGAAUAGAUAAAUAAGUAUGGUCAUGUAGGCUCCGCAAGUAUAUACUUGUGGAGCUGUUAAGCUAUAUAGCUUAUUAUAUUAUGUAAUAGCUUAGUGCUAAAAUGAUUUUUCAUAUGUAAUUGAUGUAAAAUUAAUAAAUUAGUAAGGGUAACAUUGGUAGGAAAGUUUGACUUGAGGUCUUUCCAGUACUAUUAUUAUUUAUCUGUUCUGUGUUAUGAGCAAUCUUCAUAAGGAUGAAGAAUGAAGAUUCAAGUUCAACUAAAGGUGAACUUGUACUACUUCUUGUCCAUGUUCUAUGUACUGUGGUGCUAGGUCACGUGUACUACUAGAUGGCGCUGAACUUAAUUCUCUUGUUUGUAGUAAAAUGGUGUACUUUAGACUGUUUAUGUGCCUUAGACAAGUUUUGUGUGGUAGGAACAAUAUAGAGUAUAUAGCAAUUUAGAUCUGUAUGAAUUUUAGUACAUAGUUCAAUGACUUUUGACACAUUGUUAUAGAUAGGAGAAUAGUGCAGUGUUUUUGGUGUAGUGUCGGUAGAAGUUUUUUAUUUCUUAAAUGUUUUCAAGAUGUAGAAGUGAAAAUUAUUUAUAAAUAAAAACGCACACAAGGACACGCGUCCUCAUUUGUAUAAAUUACCGAUUUUCGACUAAUGUAAAUAAUUGUGAGGUCUGAAUGUUUCUUGGAUAUUUUUGUUUGAAAAAUAUUUCAAGAAUUUAUUUUAUUGCUAACAUAACUAGUCACGAAUAGGAUCACGUUAAUUUAGUUGUAAAACCUUCGAGUUUAGACCAAUAACUUUGACAUUAAUUUAUACUAAAAUAAACUUUUUUUUAUCUAAAACUAAAACGGUAAAGAAAUUUGUCUAAACUCGGAGUGGAAAAUGUGAUCUAUGUUGUAAUUGUUAAGGUGUAUUUUUGCUUGAUGCUUAAACCUCAUACUAAAAUUAGGCAUAUCAUAAAUAGUAGGUGCUGAUAAUAUUUGGUACAGAAUAUAAAUAAUUUAAUAACAUUUCACAGAUAACUUUUCACCAAAUUUUUGUUUUAAAUUUUAGAAAAUUUUCGACAAAAGAUUUUUUUUUUAAAUUCGGAAGUCAGCUUUAUGAGUAAAUAAUUUAUAUAUUAAUAAGAUCUUCAUAAAUUAACUCUUCUUUUAGGAGGCAAAUUAGCUUGCAAUAAUUAGUAUAAGGUAGAUAAUUGAAAAUUAAUAUAAAAUACAAGUUUGGGUGUGUUCCUUCGGGUCUUCUUCAUUAUUAUUGGGCCUUUAAGAGAUAUUUAUGAAAAAGAUGCAGCCUUAAAAGAUAAAAUGUAUGUGCCUUGAAAACAUAUCUAUAAUAAAAUAUAGGAUCAUGUAAAUAUAUUUUUAUUAGUCUACUGAAGUAGGUAAAAAUACAGGUUUUCAUACUUUCAGUAAUGAAAACACGCUACCGAUAUAGUCAACACAAUCGUGUUGGUUUUUUUAUAUAUUUUAUAGCAGUUUUAACAUUGUGCCUUCUAAAACUGCCAGUUACUAAAUAAUGUAAAUAUUAAGUUUUAUUUCUUUAAAUUUUAACAUUUCACGGCCAUUUCAUUUUAAAGUAUAGUACUUAAUUAUUUUAAGGAAUUUACUUUAGGCCACGAAUAACCAAAAUUAUUUUGUUUUAAAAUGGUUCUGUGAAAUUAUCUAAGCGUCAUUGUUAUUUUAUUUCGAUUAAUAAAUAUUUAUUUUCGUAACUAUUAAUUCAGCUUUUACUUAUAAGACGUAUUAUUGAAACCCCAUACAGCUUUUUCAAUUUUUUAAAUUUAUCUGUAAGCAGACAUAAUUGACCCAAAAGCACGUUUAAGCUGACUUUUAAAGUUUGUAAAUAUGUUUGCGUCUAUGGUUGCUUUAAGUAUAAGAAUUGAAAAAGAGGAAUGGGGAGCCUAAAUGGAUGCCAUAAUGUUUUAAUGAUAAUAAACUUUUGGGUUGUCUGGGUAAUUUGCAUUUACCAAAAAGAACUGUAAUUAAAAUUUUGUUUUUUAAUCA